This is a messenger RNA of Purpureocillium lilacinum, 378 nucleotides long. The record is from RefSeq and is a predicted model, not a curated record. NCBI's taxonomy places the organism in Eukaryota, Fungi, Ascomycota, Sordariomycetes, Hypocreales, Ophiocordycipitaceae.
AUGACCGUCCCGGGCCUCCGCGAAUCCAAGCCCCUCGACAAGCGGGCGCUUAAGCGUGUAUCCAUAGACCCCUGGCACGAACCGAACGUUUCAGCGGCGCGACAUCGCUUUUCCCAGCCUUCGUUCGCCUUGCGAGGAGCAGCCAACACGAAGCGUGAGCGGCGUCUUAACAGCCUGUGCACAGGUGUACGGGGGUGGGAUGUUAGGGCGGCUGGUUGCAGGGCUGUUGGUCGUGUUGGGUCGUGCCGUGCGGGAACUUCAUGUUUGGGGGCUGCAGAUGGAUGGAUGGGCGGCCAGGCGGACGGGCGGGCGAUUAGACUCGAAGGAUGCGGCUGGGCUGCCGGGGGUUGUUGCUUGCUUGUUGCAGGGGCGGGCUAG